This is a messenger RNA of Ooceraea biroi (clonal raider ant), 4266 nucleotides long. It is a transcript of the gene scaf6, whose product is annotated as SR-related CTD associated factor 6. Gene Ontology annotation, biological process: RNA processing; intracellular calcium ion homeostasis. Gene Ontology annotation, cellular component: perinuclear region of cytoplasm. NCBI's taxonomy places the organism in Eukaryota, Metazoa, Arthropoda, Insecta, Hymenoptera, Formicidae. The record is from RefSeq and is a predicted model, not a curated record. Gene Ontology annotation, molecular function: RNA binding.
CACCAUGGGACUGCGCCCUGAGUCUUCUUACGUCAAAAUCUAAAGAUAAUUAGACAUCUAAUAAAAAUCUUUAAUCUUUCAGGGGAAAAAGUAGCACCAACUAAAGUCCCUAAAAAACAGUUAGGCUGGCAUUAGUGUCGUACUUAUGACGCGAUUGGCGAGACUCUUCGCUGCCGCGAGAUUGUAAUGGCGAUGCUUAGCGCGUUGUCCGGUCCAUCGUGAGUGAAUCAUGUUGCACGGAGACAUGUCACGUUGAUGCACAAGACAUUGGUGGAACAAGUGAAUACGUAACGUUUUGACAGGCGGUUAUUGCAAGAUCGCAACAGUCGAACGUUCAAGACGAUGGACCAGGCUCCCGCAGGUAUGCAAGCCAUUUUGAGGUUCGUCGAUCCGGCUCCAACAUGUUCUCUCGCACGUACCAUUUCCUCUUUCGUUUUCCACGAUCAUGCCAAACACGCACACUCGCAUAGUAACCUGAAGAUGUAAUAAAUCUUACCUCUGCAUUUUAUCGUUCCCUUUGAAUUGUAUCAAGCGAUCUUUCCCGAAAAAAUGAUAAAUUAUAUUUUAUUUUUCAAUGCCUGGAUGUUUUCUUCAAUUGGGUUACCUGUGAAAGUUUUGUUAAAUUAUGUUGCGUUCUGAAAGUUUCAAUAGGAAGAUAAUAAAAAUGAAGUUUUUAUGGAUAAAUUUGUGCAUUUUAUGCGAUUCGCAUAAUUUAUUGCCUAUUUUAAUAGAUUUUUUCAUUUCUGUUAUUCUUAUCAUUUUGUCCAUUUUUAUAAGUGUAAUAUCUUAGUUAUACUUAAAAAUUUGGUAAUUUGAUUAAUUUAGAGUAUAAAUAAGCUUCUAAAGGAAUGGAGCUACGAACAAUAGCAAAUUGAUGUAACUAAAUACUUUUAUUAGAUUUUAAUUCGUUAUUCGGUUGGAUUUAAUUUGGUUAUUUUUCAUGUAAUAUCUAGAUACAGAGUUACGGAACAUCAUAGACAAACUGGCGCAGUUUGUCGCUCGCAAUGGCCCAGAGUUCGAGCAGAUGACAAAAAACAAGCAGAAAGACAACCCAAAAUUUGGGUUCCUGUUCGGCGGGGAGCAUUUCAACUACUAUCAAUACAAAGUGACUACAGAGCAAGCCACAGCAGCAAACAGCCGCAAACACCGUCUCGCAGCCACUGAAUAACGUCAAUCUUGCGUCCGGUCUGAGUACGCAAAACAAUGGCAUAAAUCCGGUGGUCGGGAUCGGACCCCAAGUCGGAAGCCAAGGCGGUCCCGUUUUACCUGGGCAGAUCGGCGGGGGGCCGGGAAAUGCAGGGCCGCCGAUUGGACCGGUUCCCGGCGGCAUGGGAGGUGUGAAUCCGCCGAUUGGCGGAGUCGCGCAAGCGGUUAACAUCGCGGGCCCACCCGCGUGGCUGCAGAAUGAGCUGGCGAAUCUACAGUCGCAGCAGACGACCUUGCAGGAACAAGUGAGACAAUCAGAACAGAACCUGGCUGCGCAGCAUGCUGCGUUGAUGGCACAACAGCAGGGAAGAGUAGAGGACGCUGUGAGGCAGGCACAGGAACAGGCGUUGCAAAGCAGCGCGCAAAGCACGAACACAGAUCUGGCUGCGUUUGACACGGUGCUACAACCAAUCAUCGAUAGCUGCACCAAGGACAGCAUAAGCGCGGGAAAGGCCUGGAUACUUCAGAAUUCGCUCACUUCGCAAAGUAAUCAAGUCGUCGCCGAUCAUUUGCUGAAGAAGGUUAUUCAAGGAACGACUUUUAGCCAUAAACUACACAUUAUUUAUCUGGUGAACGACGUAUUACAUCAUUGUGCAAGAAAAAAGUCUAUGGAUCUUCGCAAGGCAAUGGAAAGUGUUGUUGUUCCCAUGUUCUGUAACACCUCACUAGCAGCAUCCGAGGAACAGCUGAAUAAGCUGAAUAAGCUGUUGAGUUUGUGGGAAUCAAAGAACAAUUACUUUGACGAAGGGAUCAUAGAUAAGUUGAAACAACCGAGCACAUCGUGGUCAGAAUACCAAGCUAAUUUGGUAGCACAACACGCCACUGCGAUCACCCCUAUCACAGCGUCGACGAAACAGACGUUCGAUAACUACCAGGCGCAGCAUCAGGCAUUCGUCAAUCACGCGCUGAGACAAAUCCAGAAUAUCGAGCAGCAGAAAAUAGCGAUAGAUCAGCAGCUGAAAGCUCCACCACCGCCACCGCCACAAAUAAAUCAGCAAAACAUGCCGAUGCCGCCUAGUCAUUCCGGUCCUCCCGGUACGAUGGGGACGGACGUAAACUUCAGUCAGCCACCUCCAGGAUGGGGCGUACCGCCGUCGAACGAACCACCACCGUUCACCAACGUUCCCCUACCGGACUUCUCGAAGCCGCCGCCAGGCUUCGGACCGCCACCCGUUAUCCACGAACCUUCCGUGGAGGAUUUGAUGCCUAGUAUGCCUUACUUCGAGCUUCCAGCUGGUCUAAUGGUACCCUUGAUCAAGCUAGAGGACGGCGAAUAUAAGCCAUUGGAUCCAGACGCGAUAAGACUUCCGCCGCCGGCUCCACCGAGUGAUCGCCUAGUUGCGGCGGUAGAGGCGUUUUAUGCGCCGCCGAAUCAUGAUUCUCCCAGAGAUAGUGAUGGAUGGGAAAAAUUGGGACUGUACGAGUAUUACAAGGCGAAGAAUGCCGCUCGUAAGCGCAAGGAGGAGGACAUAGCCACUGGUAUUAGGCAGAGAUCCAAAUCCCCAUCGCCGAUCCUGCGACCGAGAUCCAAGAGUCCUAGUCCGCCAAAGAAACGAUACAGGAGCAAGUCGCGCAGCAGAUCGCGCUCACGAUCGCGUGGCAGGAGUAGAUCGAGAUCGCCCGCAGCUAAUCACAGGCGCAACAGUCGCAACAGCAAUCACGUUAGCAGAAGCCGCAGAAGGAGGAACAGUAAUAAGGAUCGCAGUCCGGACAGAAGGAUCGACAGGCAGGACAGAAGCCCGACUCCUCCCAGUUUUCUUGGUUCCACGUACAGCAAGGCACCGCAAGAGAUCGGCAUCGACGAGAGCAACAAGGGACAUCAGUUGCUGAAAAAGAUGGGCUGGGCUGGCGCGGGUCUCGGCGCGAACGAGCAAGGUAUCGAGGCGCCGAUUUCCAGUGGCGAGAUUCGCGACAAGAACGAUCAGUACAAGGGAGUCGGUAUCAACCUGAACGACCCGUACGAGACUUUUCGGAAGAGCAAGGGUCAGGCGUUCAUCACCAGGAUGAAAGCUCGAGCUGAGGAGCGAGCCGAAGAAAGGGCUGAACGCGAUUGAUCGUUAUCGGCGAAGUGUGGAACUGUUCGAAUAUUACUGAAUAGCACCGAUUCUUUGCCUGACACGAGAUCCUCUCUCGAAAAAAUGUCUCUCGAGAUCUUCUCUCGCAUCGCGAUGAUGGAUGAUUGAUUCAGAGUUUUCAGAAGCAUUUAUAUGCGAUUGAUUCGCCUAUGAGGGCUGACUUCGAAAAUCGACGCACUUCAUCGACUCCAAAUUAAGCAAUUGUCUUUUAUUCGAUUUUCAAUGAUCACAAAUGGAUAUCGAAUGUUUUUACGCUGUACCACUCCGAUUACACGAUUUUAUCGGCAGCUGUCACAAUCCUACUCGUAACAGACGGCGACUAGUGAGAACUUGAUUCACGUGGGACAAAAUUGUACAUUUUCGAUCAUAGAUAAAAUUAUAGAUACGACCAGAAUGUAUCUCGAAUUUUCGAUAAUUAUCAUAUAUGCGCAUGAUUUUUAAUAAAUAUUCAGAAUAAUAUCGUAUAAUAUAUGAUCUAUUAUGUGACACAUUAUAUAAAUGUAAAAAAAUUGUGCCUACAUUGGUGAUCUUGAUUCUGUUGUUUCGCAGGCAGAUUCUAUGCAAAAUGCUGAAAAGGAAGGGAAAUUAAGACAGAGUACGUCUUUUAAUAAAAAGACAAGUAUCGAAGGAGUCUCGUUACGAAAGUCUGAUAAAAGAGAUUGAUCGAUUAUAGAUAUCUGCAUUCUAUGUCUCGCGUCGGGCGAGAUUAAAGCGAUCCAAGUCAAUGUCCGUCAGGAGAAAUCUUCGAUCUUGUUUAACAUUUUAAUCGUUUCACGCGCGCGUAACAAUUACAGUCUUGCUCGAUUUUCACGCGUUUGCUGUGCAGGAUGCUAUACAACCCGCGUACAGAAGUACAAGUUUGUUCCAUGCGGUUAUUGCAUGAGCGCAAGGAACGCAAGAGUACUUGUAUUUAGUACGUUAACAAAUGAUUAUAUUGCAUACACGAUGAUAGCUCAAAAAUAAAAACUGUACAUUUAUUACGGAA